Molecule: messenger RNA, 1770 nt
Organism: Trametes versicolor FP-101664 SS1
Lineage: Eukaryota; Fungi; Basidiomycota; Agaricomycetes; Polyporales; Polyporaceae
Exons: 1
Coding region: 1-1770 (589 amino acids)
Molecular function (GO): protein binding
Source: RefSeq, a predicted model, not a curated record
AUGGCUGCUCUUCCAGAUUCCAUCGAGCUGUCCGCCACUGACUCCUCGCCUUCCAUCGGUCGAACGAUCGUGUUGCGGGACCUGCGACGCCUCGACCCGUCCUCCAUCCCUGCCGAGGUUCUCCGCUCAACCGUGGACGAGCACUUGGCGCUACUUCAAGGAUCAGUGCAAGCAAUACAGGACGUCGUCGUCCACUUGCGAUACCUCCGCAACACUAAAGCCCCUAUCAACCGCCUCCCUUCAGAGGUCCUCGUCCAUGUAUUCUUCCAUUCCGUAUCCACCUCCCCCAACGAGCACGAUCUGGUGAACGCCACUCAUGUAUGCAAGUGGUGGCGUGAGGUCGCACUGGACUAUUCCUGGCUUUGGUCUACACUCUCUGUCACUACUCUCGACAAGGCGACUACUUUUCUUCAACGUGCGAAAGACAAUCUCAUCGCCAUUGUCAUUCGUGACCGUGUGGUCGUCCACUUGUUUACGCCAACGCUGCUAUGCCUCAUCCCACGGCUUCUGUGGCUCGUCGUCGAGGCUCAGGAUACAGUAUCAAUCAUUCCGAUCGUGAAGGCCCUCGCUACCUCGGCCGCUCCCUACCUGGAGACUUUCCGCGUCGUAGGAAACUACAAUCACGAUGGCGAACGUGAAGCAGCCUAUCGGUUCAACACACAAAGCAUGCUAGAACUUCGGUCAAGCGACCCGAUGUCGGUGAAUGCGGUGCCCCAGGCCCCGAAACUUCGACAUCUGUGUCUAAGCCCUGUCAUGCCCCCGUGGGGCUGUCACAUCUAUUCGAACCUCUCUGUUCUCGAGCUCGGGUGCCCACUUUCACGGCUGCAGAUAAGCGAGCUGGCGUUCCUGAGGAUCCUACGACAUUGUCCCACACUGGAGCGCCUCAACCUCGAGAUACAACUCGUCGCUCCCUUUGUCCUACCCGAGGAUCCACAACCGAUCGUCAGGCUCCCUAUGCUGUCCCAAAUCACAUUUCACGGCUUCCCGCAUGCACACGUCGCGAAGCUCCUCACUCGCCUCGUCCUCCCUGCGACCACGCGCUACGAGAUCUUUGGGAGCGCUGUGGAUGUUUUUGGGCAACAGCUCGGUCCCCUCGAGCCCUCCACUCGUCUGGCCGACUUGAAGGAUUUCCGCAUGGCCGAGGUUCUCGUAGGACACCCAGGCGCUCGCGACAUACUAUGCUAUUUCUUCCAAUCGGCGACACUCGGCCCCGCAGAUCCGCUCAUGACCCUGUACAUGCCCGACACGCUUGGACGUCACGGCACAGUGCCCGCCGUCCACCUCGGCAUUCCCGGAUCCAUCGACGUCCUCAUGCUCCGCGGCUGUGAGAAGGGGAUACUGGAGAGAUAUGUUGACCUCGACUGGAUCCCCGUCUUCCAGUCACUCGUGUACCUGCGCGUCCUCCAUCUCAUGGACAUCGGCAGUGCUCAGGCUCUCCUGUACCUGCUGAACGGCCUCGGCCCUCUUGCGGUGAACCACGACUGGGAGCGUUACGGCGACUCGCCCGGCUCCGGUUGGCCGUGUCCGGAGCUGGAAGCUCUCGAGCUUGUCGGCGUCACACUCUCGGGCAAGGUCGAGGCGAUCAUCAUCGAGUGGCUGCGUGUCCGUGCAGAUGCCGGCAUUGCCCUCAGCACGGUGACGCUCGCACGGGUGGACAGGCCAUCCGGCUCAUUCCUUCGAAACCUUCAGAAGUUGGGCGUCGCUGUCCACGUCAUGGACUCUCCCCCGGAGUGGUAUGCAGACACGAAGACCUUUACUGGUGAAUUCUAA